Brassica oleracea var. oleracea is the source of this 826-nucleotide messenger RNA. RefSeq names its product probable small nuclear ribonucleoprotein Sm D1. The transcript is spliced from 4 exons. Gene Ontology annotation, cellular component: pICln-Sm protein complex; U1 snRNP; catalytic step 2 spliceosome. The record is from RefSeq and is a predicted model, not a curated record. Lineage: Eukaryota; Viridiplantae; Streptophyta; Magnoliopsida; Brassicales; Brassicaceae. The coding region runs from base 198 to 554 and encodes 118 amino acids. Gene Ontology annotation, biological process: spliceosomal snRNP assembly; RNA processing. Gene Ontology annotation, molecular function: RNA binding.
UAACUUCCGGUCAGACCCGGAAUAUAAAUAAGCCAAGGCCUUGGGAAUAUCCGGAUGGACUAGAGACUAAUGGGCCUUUUUAUAUCUCUUUUCGGCCCAAACUUGGAGUCCGGAGCCGUGCCUGCUACUAUUCCGAGGUCUCACUGCCGAAGAAGGGUUUUGAGGGUUUCACAGAUUCGCUCUCUUCACACCCAACGAUGAAGCUCGUCAGGUUUUUGAUGAAGUUGAACAACGAAACUGUGUCGAUCGAGCUCAGGAACGGGACCGUGGUCCAUGGAACCAUCACUGGUGUUGAUGUGAGCAUGAACACUCACUUGAAGACGGUUAAAAUGAGCCUUAAAGGGAAGAACCCAGUGACAAUGGAUCAUCUAAGCUUGAGGGGUAACAACAUACGCUACUACAUUCUUCCUGAUAGCUUGAAUUUGGAGACUUUACUUGUUGAAGACACUCCUCGUCUUAAACCUAAGAAGCCUGUUGCUGGGAAGCCUGUUGGACGAGGCCGUGGACGUGGUGGUCGUGGCCGUGGUGGUGCUCGUGGAGGCAGAGGUCGUUAAGUGCAGCACUGGGAAAAGUUUUAAUGUGAGUGAGUUCUGUAGGAGGAAGAGGAACCCUUUUUGUGUCUGAAUUUGUAGUAGGAGAAUGUAUUGAAUUAUGUAUCUUGCAAUGGGAACAUCUGAUUAGGAAAAAUGGUAUGAUUAACGCUCGUAAGAAUGUUACUAUGUAAUGGAAAUUUCAUGGAUAUAGAAAAUUUAGCUUUUUCAUGUUAUGAGAGCUUGUACAAGUAUUAGCUAUUGCGUGGUUUUGGAGCUCAAUGCUUUUUUUUAUU